GCUCACUAUUUCCUGAGCCUCACCUGGCCAGACACAGUGAUGAGGGACUGGAGUAAAGGGUGCAUUUCAGGCCAGUAAUUCAGGAUGCUCUGUAGCCUUAACCCGUGCCCUCAGUCCCCAGUUAGGAGCUCAGGGAGCACUGAGUGGAAUUAAGCUGUAACUGCCUUAACUGCCUGAGCUACCUUAAGACAGAGCCCACCCUCCUGCAGCAGCCAAUAGAAAAGCAGUGGCGGGAGCCUGGUAGGUGGCUUGUUUUCCUUUGAUUCAGGCCCCAAGCCAGGACCUUGGAGUGCCAGCUUGGAUCUCCCCCUGCAGCCCCCCGCUGAGCUGAAAUCCUCUUUGGUUAUGGCGAGGCUGCUCCGUGUCCUAGGCGGCUGGAGGAGCUACUGUUCAAAGAGGCAGCAGGAGCGAGUCAGUGAUGAUUUUGUGGAGACACUGAAGGCGGUGGUGGGGGAACCCAAUGUGUCUAUAGCUGCUGCGGUGCGUGAGCAGCACGGUCAUGAUGAAUCUAUGCACAGGUGCAGCCCCCCAGAUGCAGUUGUGUGGCCCCAGAAUGUGGAGCAGGUCAGCCAGCUGGCAGCCUUGUGCUAUGAUCACAGCAUCCCCAUUAUCCCCUUUGGCACCGGGACAGGGAUGGAAGGUGGAGUCAAUGCUAUACGGGGUGGCAUCUGCUUUAACCUCACUCGCAUGGACCGUGUCUUGGAGCUGAAUGCAGAUGACUUUUCAGUGACUGUGGAGCCUGGGGUUACCCAUAAAGCCCUUAACUCCUACCUGAGGGAUAGUGGUCUCUGGUUCCCAGUGGAUCCAGGAGCUGAUGCCUCCCUCUGUGGCAUGGCAGCUACUGGGGCCUCAGGGACCAAUGCUGUUCGGUAUGGCACUAUGCUGGAGAAUGUCAUCAACCUGGAAGUUGUGUUGGCAAAUGGGAAGAUCCUGUAUACCUCAGGUCAAGGCCGCCGAUUCAGGAAAAGCUCAGCUGGCUACAACCUGACAGGACUGUUUGUUGGCUCGGAGGGGACCCUGGGCCUCAUCACAACAGCAACACUACGACUGCAUGGCAUCCCCGAGGCCACUGUGGCAGCAGUCUGUCCCUUCCCUAGCAUCCAGGCUGCUGUCGAUAGCACUGUACAGAUACUCCAGAGUGGCGUGCAGGUGGCACGAAUUGAAUUCCUGGAUGACGUUAUGAUGGAUGCCUGCAACAAAUACAGUGGCCUGACCAAUGCUGUGGCUCCCACCCUCUUCUUGGAGUUCCACGGCUCCAAUCAAGGGCUGAGGGAGCAGCUGCAGAGGGCAGAGGAGAUCACCCAACAGAAUGGAAGUUCCCAUUUUACAUGGUCGAAGGAACUGGAGGAACGGAAACAGCUAUGGGCAGCUCGGCACAAUGCCUGGUAUGCCACCCUGGCUCUUAGGCCUGGCUGCAAGGGCUACUCUACAGAUGUCUGUGUCCCCAUUUCACGGCUCCCAGAGAUUAUAGUGGAGACCAAGGAGGACCUGAAGGCUUCUGGUCUCACAGGAACCAUUGUUGGGCAUGUUGGGGAUGGAAACUUCCACUGCAUCUUAGUGUUUAACACUGAGGAUGCUGAUGAACACCGCCGAGUGAUGGAGUUUGGGAAACGGUUGGGGAGGAAGGCACUGGCCAUGAAUGGGACCUGCACGGGGGAGCAUGGCAUUGGACUGGGCAAGCGCCAACUACUGAAGGAGGAAAUUGGUCCUGAAGCCAUGGAGACCAUGAGGCAGAUCAAAGCAGUCUUGGACCCCAAGAACCUCAUGAAUCCUGGCAAAGUGCUGUGAGGGCCCUCCAUCCUACUGCCUUAAUCGAUUCAGGGAUUUGGUGGGGUGGGGACUCUGUGUGACAAAGGCUUCAUCAUCUGAUCAUCACCUUUUACUUGGGCGAAAAUCUCACCUGAGUCCUGAGAACACUGGUUGAGGUCACUCCUAAGUGUCCCAGGGAGAUAGGAGGGCCAGAGGAGAGGGCUUACUGCUUACUGCUUUGGCUGGCUUGGCCCGGUCAGUUUGUCCAUCAUGAUUUUUCUCAGUAAACCUUUUAGAAUUA
This is a messenger RNA of Monodelphis domestica (gray short-tailed opossum), 2050 nucleotides long. RefSeq names its product lactate dehydrogenase D (gene LDHD). The record is from RefSeq and is a predicted model, not a curated record. Gene Ontology annotation, molecular function: D-lactate dehydrogenase (NAD+) activity; FAD binding; D-lactate dehydrogenase (cytochrome) activity. Gene Ontology annotation, biological process: lactate catabolic process. Lineage: Eukaryota; Metazoa; Chordata; Mammalia; Didelphimorphia; Didelphidae. Gene Ontology annotation, cellular component: mitochondrion.